AUGGCAAAAUUAUAUUUGGCUACACGAAAAUAUAGUAUGGCAAUAAAAAAUAUUCAACAAACAGUUGAAAUAGCUCAAGAAAAAUUACCUUCAACUCAUCCUCAUCUUUUGGAAUAUAAAGAAACAUUUGAAAAAAUUCGAAAAAUAACUCGACAACAAGAUUUCUAUGAUCAAUAUUCAUCAUCAUACAAUGAUUCACAUUAUUGGCAUGGAAAUAAUUCAAAUUCAUAUGAUUUUUAUGGUUCAACAUUCAUCUCAUACACUUUUACAACAAAAUGAAAUCUUGAAGAUUUUCGUGUUGAUGGUGCAUCAUUUCCACAACAAUUUUUUCUAACAAAAUCAAAUUAUACACUCGAAGCAAUUGCUGCUGCAGUAGCAAAGAAUAGUGAUACAUCAAAUUCAUUGAAACCCAAUGGUGAACAAUAUCUGAACGGUGCUAAACUUUAUACACAAGAAUUUAGUGUUUCAAGAAGAAUAGGUAUUGGUUUAGGUAUUGGUGGUGGUGUGAUUAAUUGUAUGCUUUAUAAUGUUGAUGAUGGUCAUCAAGAUGUUAUUUUUGAACGUUUUCAAGGUGUUAAACUAGAUGUUAUUGAAGAAGGAACUUAUUUUAUGAUUUCAUGGCUUCAUAGAGCAAUUAUAUUUGAUAUUCGUACACGACCACGAUCUGUUCCAUCAAUAACAGAAAUAAAAGAUUUACAAACAAUUAAUAUAACAUUACGUAUUCUUUAUCGAUCAAGAGCUGAACUUUUACCAAAAAUUUUUUGCAAUUUUAAAAUCUGUUGUACUAAGUCUCAAUUUGAUGCUAUUCAAUUGACUACACAACGUGCACUCAUUUCUCAACGUGUUAGUGAAUUAUUAACAGAACGUACUGCUCAAUUUGAGACUGAACAAAGUCGUCAAGCAAAUGUUAUUGCAGUAGAAGAUGAUGCUCGUGCAGCUGAUUUGAUUUGCAAAACUUUAGAUGAAGCUGGUGAUGAAAAAGAAGAUCAGAUCAACAAUUCUCUAGAUGUUAUUAAAGAUUCGAGUACGAUUGAAAUGAUGAAUUUCGCUAAUCUCUUUCGAUGUUUUAUAUUAACCCAAUCAUUUGUACGUGGUUGGGAAAAUCCAUUUCAUUUACAAGAAAUUUUUACCUAUCGACGUGAAAAAAUUGGUGUAACAGAUGAGUAUUUAGAACUUGUACCAGCUGGAAAUAAACAAAAAGAUAAUCAAAAUUAUAUAAAUGCUCGAUUUCGUUCACCACUUGCCAAUUAUUUACCACAUUUGGUUCCAUCUCAAGUAGCUACAGCUCAUUUUCAACUUGUUCUAUCACGUGAUCAUCGUUUUGGUAUUGAUUCAAUUCCAAUAGGAAUUUGUUAUGCUGGAACAGGUGAUCAUGGUUUUAGUGGACGAAGGUUAUUUACUACAGUCACAUUAAUUAAUCAAUAUCCUAUAGGUUCAAUUCUUCUCGAAAAUCCAUAUUAUGGUUUAAGAAAACCACCAGAUCAAUCUCGUUCAUCAUUAUUGUAUAUUACCGAUUUAUAA
Messenger RNA from Rotaria sordida, 1521 nucleotides. NCBI's taxonomy places the organism in Eukaryota, Metazoa, Rotifera, Eurotatoria, Philodinida, Philodinidae. The record is from the annotation of a GenBank genome assembly.